AUGGUUCGAUCUCCCAAGAGCGUGUCAGAGACCUGUGAUCCCAGCCCCGUCCGGCAGGAACAAAUUCAUCGAAAGUAUGCUGAGGAGAGGUCAAAACGACUGCGGGCCGAAGGUGUUGGUCAAUAUGUGAACCUCAACACCACUGAUGACCUGCGGUUGAAACGGUUCUUACAUGAUCCGUGGGAUCAGCGCGCUGAAUCCCCAAUCCGGCUCCAACCAGGUGCUCGAUACAAGAUAGCCAUCAUGGGCGCGGGAUAUGGAGGGCUACUAUAUGCCACACGGUUGCUCGACUCCGACGCCGGCUUGGAACCCCAAGACCUAGUCAUCAUUGAUACUGCGGCUGGAUUUGGAGGGACUUGGUACUGGAACCGCUACCCUGGGCUCAUGUGCGAUACCGAGAGUUACAUCUACAUGCCCCUGCUGGAAGAGACCGGCUACAUUCCCAAACAUAAGUACUCAUACGGAGAAGAGUUGCGGGAGCACGCCGAGAGAAUCGCCAAGCAGUGGAAAAUCGACGACCGGGCUAUUUUUAGAACUGAGCUGCAUCGGUGUACAUGGAAUGAUGACCGCUCCGAAUGGAUUGUCGAUCUGACACAGCGGUCACCUUCCCCCGAUGGCGUAUCCACGAGCGGCACAAUCUCCGCGGGCUUUGUGAUACUCUCCCCGGGCUUGCUAAAUAGGCCAAAGCUUCCCAGAAUACCUGGCCUAGGGACAUUCAACGGACCAAACUUCCUCGCCGCCAGGUGGGACUACGCCGCAACCGGAGGCAGCCCAUCGCGUCAAGAGCUCGACCAGCUGCAGGAUAAGAAGGUGGGCAUCGUAGGGACCGGAGCCACUGCCGUGCAGAUAGUACCCGUGCUAGCCAAAUGGUGCAACCAACUUUACGUCUUCCAGAGAACCCCCGCGUCGGUGGACGUGCGUGGCCAGCGACAGACGGAACUGGAUGAGUGGGCGUACAAGAUACGGACUGGUCCAGGUUGGCAACAGACCCGACGUCGCAACUUCCUGGCGUUUGGAGCCAACACCGAGCCCAGCGAGCCGGUCGACAUGGUAUCGGACGGAUGGACUCGCUUUCCAUCCUACUGCGUCCUGACCGGAUGUCCCGCCGCAAUGAACGUGACCAUGGAGACAGCCACGGAGUACAUCUCCGAGAUGCAUCGACUUGACCUCAUUCGGUCUGAUAUAAUCCGCGAACGGGUCAGCGCCGUCGUUAAAGACGAGAUCACGGCUGCGAAGCUCAAGGCCUGGUACCCGGGCUGGUGUAAACGGCCCACGUUCCACGACGAGUACUUGGAGGCGUUUAACAGACCCAACGUGCACCUCAUCGAUACAGACGGCCGGGGUCUAGACCGUAUCGUUGACACCGGGAUAAUAGCAAAUGGGAAGAUGCACGACUUAGACCUCAUUGUGUUCUCAACUGGCUUUGAGGCCGGCACGUUUGGCAGUCCUGCGCAGCGCUGCGGCGCGCAGGUCUUUGGUCGCGGAGGCAGGUCAAUGGAUGCCAAAUGGGCGGACCCAAGAACUGCGGAUAGUCAGAUAUCUCUAACGGUGCAUGGAAUAUGUGCCAGGGACUUCCCCAAUAUGUUUUUCACCAGCAGCAAUCAGGCCGGGAUUGCUUCUGUCUUCACACCCACAUUGGAUGCCUUCUCGAAACACGCAGCCUUUAUCAUAUCAAAGAGCCUGAAAAGGCUAAAGGAUACAAGAAGAGAGGGUGAUUCAUCGAUUGAGCACACAGUUGUUGUGGAGCCCACAUCCGAAGCUGAAACCGUUUGGGCUAACCGCGUGCUCUCGGCCGCUGCUUCACUGGCACCCAUAGGGGGAUGCACCCCUUCAUACUUCAAUGCCGAGUCCAAAAUAGACAGCAUGCCAAUACACGACCAAAUCAAGGCUGCGGCAACAACACGAUGGCCCGCCGGACUCAAUGACUUUGUUCUUCAAUUGGAAGGCCUAUGGAGCGCCAACGACGACAGUGACUUUGAUAUAAAUAUUGUUCGAAAGGGCCUAGAUUAG
Molecule: messenger RNA, 2010 nt
Organism: Paecilomyces variotii
Lineage: Eukaryota; Fungi; Ascomycota; Eurotiomycetes; Eurotiales; Thermoascaceae
Product: monooxygenase
Exons: 1
Coding region: 1-2010 (669 amino acids)
Source: RefSeq, a predicted model, not a curated record